Molecule: messenger RNA, 2144 nt
Organism: Diospyros lotus (date-plum)
Lineage: Eukaryota; Viridiplantae; Streptophyta; Magnoliopsida; Ericales; Ebenaceae
Product: protein ASPARTIC PROTEASE IN GUARD CELL 1
Exons: 1
Coding region: 322-1782 (486 amino acids)
Biological process (GO): proteolysis
Molecular function (GO): aspartic-type endopeptidase activity
Source: RefSeq, a predicted model, not a curated record
UAAAAGUACAACCCUGGCCUGCAUGCUUUGCUUUCUUUGCUUACCGCUCACAAAACAUAUUAAUCAAGUUGUUCUUUACUUAUAAUAAGGCGACCUUGCUAAUCUCUUCCUCUUUGUUAAACCUCUCAUUCAAAGCUCCCCUCGCUCUUACUGCUCUUUUUAGUCCUCCAACGACUCCAACGUGAAUGCCCCCAAUAAAUCUUCGUCUCCUUUUCUCUCGUCGCGGAUAUAUUCGAACCUUAUCCAACCCUCGGACACAGUAGUUAUCUUCAUACUCUUGCCCCUUCUCUCUCCCUCUCUCUCUCUCUCUCUCUCUCACCAAUGGCUGACAGAGUGCUCCUCUUCUGCAUUUUCUUCUCUUUCUGUUUCGCUUCGGUUCUCUCUCGAACCUUGCCAGUCGGUUCGGAGAAUACUGCAUUUCUUGAUGUUUCCGCUUCGGUUCAGAAGACUUUAUUCUUGUUUUCGUCCGAUUUCGGGUCUACGAAGAUGCCGAACCAGCGAGAAGAGACCUCGUCUUCUUCUUCCGUUUCUUCACUGUCAUUUGAGCUACAUUCUCGAUCGGCGCUUCAUCGAGCUCAGCACAAAGACUACAAGUCGCUGACCUUGGCUCGACUCGACCGUGACUCAGCCCGAGUUAAAUCGCUUCAGGCCAGGUUAGAUCUGGCUAUCCGUGGGGUUACUAAGUUGGAUCUCAAGCCGGUUGACACUGAGUUCGAGACCGAGAACUUCGAAGGUCCGGUGAUUUCAGGGACGAGUCAAGGGAGCGGUGAAUACUUCUCCCGAGUCGGAAUCGGCCACCCGCCGACUGAGGCGUACAUGGUCCUCGACACGGGGAGUGACGUUAACUGGGUGCAAUGCGCACCCUGCGCCGACUGUUACCAGCAAACCGACCCGAUCUUCGAGCCGGCCGCGUCGUCCUCCUACGCGCAGCUCACGUGCGACACUCGACAGUGCAAAUCGCUUGACGUGUCGGAGUGCCGGAACGACACGUGCCUCUACCAGGUAUCCUAUGGCGAUGGAUCGUACACGGUCGGCGACUUCGUCACAGAGACCAUCACGUUCGGCAACUCCAACUCGGCGAACAAGAUAGCCAUCGGCUGCGGCCACAACAAUGAAGGCUUGUUCGUCGGAGCCGCUGGCUUGCUCGGCCUCGGUGGCGGCAUGCUCUCGUUCCCUUCCCAAAUCAACGCCUCCUCGUUCUCGUACUGCCUCGUGGACCGCGACUCGGACUCGGCCUCAACUCUCGAGUUCAACUCAGCAACACCGCCAAACGCCGUCACUGCUCCGUUAGUCCGCAACCACAAGGUCGACACAUUCUACUACCUCCAGCUAACGGGAAUCAGCGUCGGUGGCCAGCCACUGUCAAUCCCUCCAACUUUCCAGCUGGACGAUAACGGCGAAGGCGGAGUUAUUAUCGACUCAGGAACGGCGGUGACUCGGCUGCAGACCGAGACAUACAACUCGCUCCGUGACGCGUUCGUUAGGGGCACGAAGCACCUGCCGUCUACAAGCGGCGCGGCUUUGUUCGACACGUGUUACAACCUGUCCUCGAUGAAGAAAGUGGAGGUCCCAACGGUGUCGUUUCAUUUCUCCAACGGGAAGACGUGGUCGUUACCGGCCAAGAAUUACCUGAUUCCGGUGGACUCUGCCGGGACGUUCUGCCUCGCGUUCGCACCGUCAUCGUCUUCGCUGUCCAUUAUCGGGAACGUCCAGCAGCAGGGGACACGUGUCAGUUACGACCUUGCCGAUUCUCUAGUUGGGUUCUCUCCCAAUGAAUGUUAAUGCCUAAUCAAGCUUUUUUUUAACCCUCUAAUUUUGCUUUAUUUUAUAUAAUAUGCUUUGGUUAGAAUAUUCGAGUGUGUGAGUUGGUUGAUGGCAGUGGGCCGACCCGACGAUCAAUAAGUGCGGGUGGGCCCCGAUGGUUGGGUGAGUAUCAAUGUUUCUCUUUGUAUAGUAAAUCGGAGGAAGGCUUGAGGGUAUUAAUGGAAGAUAGUUGAAAAGGUUAAUGAAUGUCACGUGGCCGCCGUUACAGUGUCAAAUGAAGGUCAGCUUUUGCGGUGACACGUGGCUAGGUCAUAUUGUUUCUCGGGAGAUGUGAUUGCUGUGGAUAUGUGGCUCUGAUUAAUCUAUUUCUCUUGGGAAGA